AUGGCAAUCUAUGGUGAGCUAUCUCUAUUGGCCUUUGCAAGACCUGGAGACAAAAAAUGGACUAGUUUAGAAAAUUGUCCUCUUGGAUUUAUCGAUCUCAUAUACUCAAAUGGUUAUUUAUUUGCUCUCCAAUCUCUUGGGAAUGUAGUGAAAUGUGAGAUAAAUGGAUCUCAUCCGAAGGCAAUAGAUUUUGCAUCACCACCACUAAAUGGGAAUUUUGUGGAGAGGAAAUAUCUUGUAGAUUUGUUAGGAGAACUACAUAUGCUCAUGAGGAACUUCGAAAAUAUUGGACCAUACAGUUCCCCACAAUCUAGAACUACUGAUUUUAAAAGCUACAAGUUGAAUUCAAGCAAUAUGCAGUGGGUGGAGGUUCAAAGUUUGCGAGAUCGAGCAUUAUUUGUUGGUAAUAAUUCUACAUUUGCUAUCUCAGUUUCCGAUCACCCCGAGUUUCAAGACAAUUGCAUCUACUUCACAGAUAACUAUUCUCUCUUUUAUGAGUUUGGAGGAGGAGGAGGAACUGAUAUGGGAAUCUUUAAUUACACAGAUCAUACGAUUCAACCAUGUUACCUAGGUCAUGACAUUAUUUCUGAUUUUUCUCCUCCACUUUGGAUCUCCCCAAAUCUAUGGUAG
This is a messenger RNA of Telopea speciosissima, 630 nucleotides long. Its product is annotated as putative F-box protein At5g55150. The transcript has a single exon. Bases 1 to 630 code for a protein of 209 amino acids. NCBI's taxonomy places the organism in Eukaryota, Viridiplantae, Streptophyta, Magnoliopsida, Proteales, Proteaceae. The record is from RefSeq and is a predicted model, not a curated record.